AUGCCUUUGGGUUUCUUUGGUACCAGUAGCAGUGGUGUUAAACCUCAACAAUUGGCCAAUCCCAUUGAAGAUUCAGUAACACAGCAAACCGAUGAAAUACAAUCAGAGAAUGAAACUUUUAACUCUUUUUUUUUUCAAGGAUGUUCGGGCGCUUCCGAAAGUCGAGAUUCACGCGGUGCUGUCAUCAAACUGCCCAAACAUACAGUUACGAUUGACCGUAAACUUGCUGAAGGUGGAUUUGCGAUAGUAUAUUUGGUUAGCGAUAAAACUAAUCGUCAAUAUGCACUGAAACGGCAGUUCAUAAGUGACGAUACGCGACAGCUGGAAGCGUGCAGACGAGAAUGUCGCAUUGUGAGUUGCUUGGCUAGUCAUAAAAAUAUUGUCGAAUAUGUGGAUCAUUCAGUUGUGCGCAAUCGUUCCGGUGUUUACGAAUAUUCCUUACUGACCACUUAUUAUAAAACUAGUGUUCUUCAGUUAAUAAACGACCGCAUUAUGGCGGGGCGUUGUCUUUCGGCGAACGAAAUUCUAGCAGUUUUUUGCGAUAUGUGCGAAGCAGUUGCGCGGCUGCAUCACUCUCAAACACCCGUGAUUCAUCGUGACCUCAAGGUGGAAAAUGUUUUAAUUGAUAAUCGUCGACGAGGUUCCCCACCGAUUUAUGUCUUAUGCGAUUUCGGAAGCGCCACAACAAAGAUACUUUCAACAGAGUCUUAUUCAAUGCAGUAUAUUGAAGAAGAAAUUCAACGUUACACAACGUUAAGUUAUCGUGCACCAGAAAUGAUUGAUCUAUAUUCAAAUAAACCUAUAGGUACCAAAAUAGAUAUUUGGGCGCUUGGUGUGAUGUUAUAUAAGAUGUGUUACUUUAUGUUGCCGUUCGGUGAGAGUGCACUUGCGAUUCAGAACUGUGCUUACUCAUUUCCAACAGAACCGCAAUACCCCGAUGAACUACGUGCGAUCAUAAAAGUGCUUUUGGAAGGUGACAUAGCGAAAAGACCGGAUAUUUUUCAAACUGCCUCGUUGGCAUUCGAGGCCCGUUCAAUGCGUUCACCUGUUGGAAAUUUAAAUGUUUGUUUGUUUUUUGGUGAAUGUCCACAAUCAUCUCAAAGUCAACAACAACCAACGCAAUCCCCAACAAUUCCUUCAUCGUCUAUUCAAAAAUCUUCUGAUUCGCCUCCAGCUCUAAUUAAAACUUUCGAACAGAAGGGUUCAUCAACAGCAGCAAGUGCAACAAAUUCACAACCAAUAAUUGUGAAUAUCAACCCACGUUUAAGACCAAAACCAUCGAAUCACCAGAUUGCUUUUCCAACCGUAGGCGGCAGUACACCGGGUCUGAUUUGUUCAUCAUCGGUGGUGGCUCAAGCAUCGAAAUCAGGCGAUCAAACUGAUGCGAAAAACAUAUGCCCAUCUCUAUUAACUACAGCCAUUCGCCAAGCCAGUGAAGCCAAAACCGCUGAUCAUCCGCUUGGCUUCACGGAUCUGGAGGAGCAAAUUCGAUGUGCUACCACCGUAUCUUCAUCAUAUUCAUCUGCUGCUGCUGGUAGUAGUAGUAGUGGUGGAGCUGCCCUAGGUGCUACUCCAGCAGUACGUGCAUAUAUUGUCGUCGAUAAAAACAAUAUUGCAACAACAACAACAAAUAGUAAUAAUAAAUUUGAGAAUGAAUCUGAAUCAAAUAGAAGUGGAAAUACUGCAAAUUCAAACAUGAAUGAGAAUCAGAAACGAAAACUGGACGAUAAAAAUGCGAAAACAGCAACAACAGUGAAACAGAAUCAGUAUCAUUUAUCAAUUCAUGCAUCAGCCCCACAACUGUUCCAUGAGCCAACUACACAAACAGGUAGUGGUGAUGGUAAUAGAGGAAUGAUCGCGAGAGGUGUUCUGGCUGCUGAUCAAUUCAGUAAUCACGUAGCAUCGAUUUCAGCAGCAACUUCUCUAGGUGGUGCUCUUUCUACUGAUGUUCCUUCAGGAAGCGGUGGUGGGACUUCGCUGAAAUUGAGUGCUUUCAAACCAUACAGUAGUGUGAGUACAAGUGCGAAGAAGAAAAGCUCGAUAAGUGAUGCAAAUGCCAUUGUUACUUCGGAGUUCGAUGUGAAUGUGUGCAAGUGGAAUCCGUUCAUGAGUGCACCAUACAAAGAAUGCACAACGACAGCAACUAGCUCUAAACGUAAUGCGAUGAUGGAUGAUCGAAGUUUUGGACGAUGUUUCGAUGAGCUUCCGCGUAGUAAUCAACUCACUUCUGCUGGCGGAGGAACAAGAAACGAAACAGUGGCAGAAUGUUGUGAUCAGUUGGUCGCCAAUUUCGAUCCGUCGGAUCCAUUUGGCGCAGCUCCAUUCACUUCGUUUAAUUUAAGCAAAGUCUCAGUGGCAACAAACUCUUUGCAAAAACAACAAGAUAAGAGGCAGUACAGCGAUGAUGAAAAACCAGAUGUGAAUUUUUAUGCGGAAACGGGUUGCGCUGUUCUGGAGGAUGAAAGUGAAUGUGAUGAGGUGCGUAUGGAGAGUCGACGACGAUUCAGCUAUGAGCACUUUGAUGGGGUCGGCGAUAACGCGUCUUCGGAGAGUCGCGAUCCACAAGACGAUUUCACCAGUGAGGAUGACGAUGUCACUAAGGCAGAGGGUAUAAGUGAUUGGUCGACAAGUCGAUCGCAUGAAGGCGGUGUUGAAUGGAUGUUGUCCGAUGAAAAUGCUCAACAUGAUGAGGGCGAAGAGGAGGAUGAGAACGAUUCGGAUAAGAUGUUAAGAGGAGGCGAUACUGAUUGUGUUGGUGAUAAGGGUAGGAGAAAGCAAACGGAAGAACGACAGUUAUUGUUAUUAUUAUCGAAUAACGAUGUAGCUAACGAAUCGAAUAUGAACAGACAAAAAAUUUCGUCGUCAUCAUUUCCAUCGUCAUCGUUGGUGAUCAAUAAAUCAGGAAAUUUACAACGUAACAUCGAAGAGACCAUAAAAAUUUCGAAUUCAUCCAGUGGAUUAUCAUUAUUGGAGAAUAUUUCAACGUAUAAUACAACUGAAUCUUCAUUAUCCGCUUCCUCUAGCGAUUCUUCAUCUACCUCAACAACAACAUCCACUUCUGAAUUUGCAUUCACUCAGUCGUCCGCUCUAAACCAACAACAAAACGCUGGCAAUAAUGCCGAAGAAAAACUUCCUUCACGAGCCCUGGCAGCAGCAGCAACAGCAUCUAAGAGUGUUCAAUCAGAAAAUGCUUUUCAUCAACAACAAACGCUCAAUAAUUCAGUCCAAAUAACCACAGCGCAAAUCAGGCACGAUGAAUCAAAUCUAUCACAACAACGCAAGUUCAUAAAUUCACCAGAACGAUGCUCGAUCUCGUUGAAUAAUGAUCGUGACCAGCAACAAGAGCAUUAUUAUUUUUAUGGCAAUGAAAACAAGCAAAAUGGUAAUUCAAAGCCGAACACCACCGAGACAGUACCCACAAGUGCAGCCGUUGUGCUUCAGCAGCAACUUCAGUCUGCAGGUGUUUAUCAUCAAUAUUAUCAAGCCGCAACGACCACAACAACAAAUCCAUUCGCUUCAGAAGCUCUGGCAGCAGCAACUACUAGCGAAAAAGUGCAUUUGGAGAAUUUAUCAUCCGCUCAAACAACUCAUCCAUCGACGACGAUUAUGGUUUCAUCGAUAUUCGCCAAUGAUGAUAUUCAUAAGCAACAACAACAACCACCGAAACCGUCUUCAUUGUCCUUCCCUUCAGCAUCGACAUCCUCCUCACCAUUUGUUGUUCAUCGUCUAACCGGAUCUACUGCUACAGGUGAAACAACUCGAGUGGAAGGGAAAUCGGAUGAUCAAAAUCUGAAUCUGAAUUUAUCUCCGCCAAUGUCAGUUUGCGAUGUAACGGCGGCGACGAAUAGAACAGAGGCAGCAGCAGCAACAACACCUCAACAACAAUCAGUUGAUGCUCCUUGUUCGAGCUCUGUAAUGAGCCAUCAUGCAACAACAACAACGACCAAUUAUUGUUUCUUAUGUGCGCAUAAAACCGAUUCAACAUCGCAUUGUUGUUGUCGUUCGGUUGGAAGUGUUACUGCUGAUAUGAUUGCGGCUGUUAAUGUGCAACUUGAAACGGGAUUUGCUGGUUGUAAUAAUGAUGAUGGUGAUGCGCAAACACGACUCAGAGCUAGAACACUUCCAACAACAAUAAGUGAACAGCCGAUUGUCAAGACAAAACGGGUAUCGUUGAGCCGUACUUCAUCAUCUAGCGAUGAGCAGUCAGCGCAAACGACAACAGACGAUAGUGGCGCUGAAAUGUUUUCUUGUGAGUCGUCAACAACAAAUUCGAAAUCUCCGUUAGUUGCUGCAAUGGUCGGACGAAUGCAUCACCACCAUCAUCAUCAACGGAAGAAAUCAUCGGGUAAACCUUCAUCAAUGUCAGCCACAUUGAACGCGUCAAGUUUCGUGAACAGUACUUUUCAAGGUGAAGAUUUCGAAACGACACCAACAUCAUCCACAAUGAAAAAGGAUGUGAUGAGUCGCAAAUCAUCAUCGUUUUGUUAUCACGAUCAAAAUCAAACAUCUUCGACAAAGAAAUCCACUCAUAACAGUGCCACUUCAAGCGAUAAGAAUAAUAAUAAUAAUGAUAAUAGUGAAAAGAAGAAAGCAACAAGUGAUGAGAUGGCGUCGUUGAUUUACAUGAAACAAGUGCUGGAUAUUCUCGAUGAAUCACCUGAUUUGAAGAAGUCGUGGUGGGGUGUCGCUAAACAAACCGGUUAUGCGGCCAGUGGAGCUGCAAUCGGCGGAAUUGUCGGCGGUCCAGCUGGUGCGCUCGUAGGUACGUUGAUUGGCGGAGUCGUUGGAUAUUCAAGAGCAGAUCCAUACGAUAGUUUGAUAACAACUUUAAAUCGACUAUCAGAUCGUGAAAAGAUGCGUCUGGCCAGAAAAAUUCAAAUUCUUGUGGGAAGUGUAACGAUAGCCGAAUUCGUGAAUUGGAUUCAAUCAGAAAAUAAUCGUAAAAUCCUAUUUGAUUUGCUACAGAACUGUAUCAACAAUUCAUCUUUCAGUUAUACGUAA
Molecule: messenger RNA, 5001 nt
Organism: Anisakis simplex (herring worm)
Lineage: Eukaryota; Metazoa; Nematoda; Chromadorea; Rhabditida; Anisakidae
Source: the annotation of a GenBank genome assembly